UUUUCAGAAGUUGCACUUGAGUCACGCAAAUUGAACAUCGCGCCUGCUUUCAGUGAGUGAUGCCCCGCUGUGGUCGUCAUGACCGAUACAGCAGCGCUGCUCUCCUGCAGCAGAGCUGACUGCCCAGACCAUAGGCCUCAGUUAGUGGCACCCUGCUGCGGUUGACAUGACAGACAUAGCAGCGCUGCUCUCCUGCAGCAGAGCUGACUCCCCCGACCGCAACAGUUGCCAGGUCGGCACUAUGUCUGACGGACGACCCCCUCCCCUGGCGCUCCAGGACGGCACGUACGCGGACGGCCCGCGGCGCCGUGACGUCAGCUCGAGGUCAGUUCAGGUCACCGAGCCGGCCGGCAGCGGGCCGGACGCGGAGCGGCCCCAGGUGGCGCACUCGCAGGACCAGCAGCAGCGCGCUACGCCCGGCGUGUACUACCCGCCGGACGACGCCGACUGCGAGACCAAGUUCAAGACUAAAGAAUCGCACAAGAACGGCAACACCAAGACGGGAUUCAAGGCAAAGGGCAAGUACAAAGCACAUGGAGGCUCCAAGCAGAAGGAAGACAAGGGAGGCAAGACGAUCCCCAUUUGUCUCCCCCUGUGUGGCGGUGCGGCGUGCAGCAUUAUGUAGGGUGACAUCUAGUGGUGACAUUCAGAACUCGGCCGGGUGGUGCCAUCUGUUGAUUGAACUCGAACUACAGCUGCGCGUAUCACCCGGCGUCAGCGUGUUUUGCUGGCGCCAUGAUCGAGUCGGACCGUACGAACGCGCUCAACGUGCAACUGCGA
Pollicipes pollicipes is the source of this 780-nucleotide messenger RNA. RefSeq lists its product as uncharacterized. The coding region runs from base 167 to 625 and encodes 152 amino acids. The record is from RefSeq and is a predicted model, not a curated record. NCBI's taxonomy places the organism in Eukaryota, Metazoa, Arthropoda, Thecostraca, Pollicipedomorpha, Pollicipedidae. The transcript is spliced from 2 exons.